Molecule: messenger RNA, 2342 nt
Organism: Clupea harengus (Atlantic herring)
Lineage: Eukaryota; Metazoa; Chordata; Actinopteri; Clupeiformes; Clupeidae
Source: RefSeq, a predicted model, not a curated record
GGGGCGGGGGGGAUAGUAGGCCCUGGGUUUCUGUCAGGCGUCAUAGAGCUUUCCUGAGAAGGCCACAGUGCUGAGGCAGCCGAAUACAGCCCAGCCUCAAUGCACAAAGGGCAGGGCCAGGUCUCUGUUACAAUGCCACCACAAACAACAGGCCGCGAACAAAGGGCUCUGCUUUCCAGAAGCCCGGCGCACCAUAAAGAGGCAUGUGCUGGGAGGCGAGGCCGUUUCGCUGAGGGCUAGGCAGAGAGGUUUUGUUGAAGCAAUGUCCAUGGGUGAGUAGCUUACCACCAUCACUACUAUCAUCUCCAUCACCACCACAAAGCAAUGCCUCUUCCAAGACGACGAUCCUCCUUCCUCGGCCAGGCUGCCACCGAGCGCCCAGGUGUGGUGGGCCGGGUGACCGUGGGGAGCACCAGCGCACCUCGGGGUGUGUUCGUGGGCAUGGCCCCCACGGGUGGCACCAGCAGCUUGGGAGCCCGCGUGUCCCGCCGGGCUUUGGGCAUCAGCAGCGUCUUCCUCCAGGGCCUGAGGAGUUCCAGCGUGCCCGUGGUGCCCCAGCCUGGAGAGAGAGGCCACCAGCCCAACUUUGACACUCUCAACGGGUGCCUGCUGGAGUACCGCGACAAGGUCCGCGCACUGGAGCAGCUAAACCAGCAGCUGGAGGAACAGAUCAGGAACAGCCUGGACCGCAAGGCGUCCAGCGCUGGGACCUGGGCCACCCUGAGGGGGGACUGGGAGGACGUCUCUACGCAGGUCAGCGAGGCCAUCCUGGACAACGCCCGGCUCAUGCUGCAGAAUGAGAACGUGCAGGCCAACGCCGAGGACUUCAAAGACAGAUAUGAAAAUGAGCAGCCCUUCCGUAAGGCAGUGGAAGAAGAAAUUGGCUCUCUAUAUAAGGUCAUAGACGACGCUAAUCUGACAAGGAUGGACCUGGAAAACCAGAUUGACUGUAUGAAGGCUGAUCUUAGAGAUCUUGCCAGGAACCACGAAGAGGAUGUGAAAGUGUUGUAUAACCAGAUGGCUGGCCGUGAAGUGGACGAGCCUGACGCUCCCAUAGAAACCAGUCUGGACCAUAUCCUUGGCUACAUCCGCUCCCACUGGGAGAGAGUCAUUGAGAAGAACCGGGCUGAAACCGACUCUUACCUGGAAUGCAAGCAGGCCGACAGCGUGAACAGCAAGCUGAGCAGAGAGGAGGAAGAGAUGGGGAGUCUGAAGUCUGAAUGCAAUGAUGCUGGUUGUAAGAUCCAGAGCCUGCAGGCUGAGACUGAGUCCAUGAGAGCACUGAAACGAGGCCUGGAGAAUUCCCUGAAUGAUGCCAAGCACUGGCAUGACAUUGAGCUGCAGAACCUGGGCUCUGUCAUCGGGAAGCUGGAGUCCGAGCUCGGUGACGUGAGGGCCGACAUUGAGCAGCAGCGCCGUGACUAUGAGACGCUGCUUAGCAACAAGAUGAAACUUGAACUUGAAAUUGGGACCUAUCAUGGAAUCCUGGAUGGGGAAGAGAGUCGAUUCCAUCCAGGAAUGUUAGUACCUGAGAAUGAGCUCUUUAAUCUCUAACCUCCAAUCUACCCUCUACACCUCCAACUAGCCUCGAGUGCUGUGACCCCAGUCCUUGAUACUGAAAUGCAAAUCUUACAUCUAAAACCUGGAAUUUCAUUAAACAACCUGAUGCUCAGCCCAUCUUUGAACUUUAACAUCAGGAUUUAUCUACAGUGGAAAUAAAAACAGGUUUUCAUGAGUAAAAUAAAUGUCUUUGUCCUUCUACUCCAAAGGUAUUCUGGAAGCUCCGCUGAGCCUGAGCGUGGGUUGGCCCCCCCAGCUUCAUCACCACACCCCCCCAGCAACCCCAAGCCUGACGGUAAUUUCCCAGUCCAUGUUAUAUCCCAUUGUUGCCCUGUGUCAAAUCAGUGUAUGUUAUACUAUAGCCUGCGAUACAUGUUAAAAUACAUUUUUUAUCAUUUUGUUUGUCUGAAUGUCUGACUGAAUAGACGAUUUUCUCUCUAGGGAGAGAUGUUGCCAGUAGCACCCCAGCAAAAGACCCAAAUAACUGAGAAUGAGUUCCCCAAAUGUGUCUGUUUCCACACCUACAUCUGUGCAAGGAGUACAAACCCGCUCUCAUCUUGCCAGCGAGGGCUCGAAUCUCCAAGCCACCAGUUUCACAGGAGCAUUUGAAGGGUGAAUAAAAAUUCAAAAUGAAAUUCUGAAAAUCGAUUUUUCUUUUAUUGCAAUCACAUUUUCAUAAACAGACUCGCAUUACAAAACUAUUUCAGCAUCGAGGCAGACAUCUAAUGUCUUUUGCUUAGACAGACCUGGGCACAGUACGUUAUCAAACCUGGGAUUAAAAA